UUUCAGACCACUUCGAAUACAGCAGCGGAUCCGUAUUCACAUCUGUCUCUUCCUCUCUCUAAUCUUGACGGCGUUCUCUCAUUUUCUUUGGGACAUUCUUAUUUUCUAUAAUCAGUUCCGAAAUAAAGGUGGAAAUUCGAACCUCUCCAGAAACACGGUUGGCUGCCGGUUCCUGUACUUCAUAACACGAUACUGCCGUAACACCAACUUCAGCUGCAUGUUCAUCGAAGGAUUUUACCUCUACCGUCUACUUACUGCUACUUUUAAACAACCAAAACGUUUAAUAGGAUACUACUUGUUCGUAUGGGUUUUCCCGUUGCUACCAGCGUUAAUUUAUGCCACAAUUCGCGGAACAAUGUUCAACAAACUAUGCUGGUCAAAUGAUAUUGGACGUUAUGAGUGGAUCUUGUACACACCAAAUCUUCUUUGCCUUAUCGGCAAUCUCAUUUUCUUUAUCUACAUUCUGAUGGUAUUGAUCACUCAACUUCAAACACAUCCAAACGAGCCAAGCAGUUACAGGCGAGCUUUGAAAGCCACUUUUGUGUUGAUUCCUCUCUUUGGUCUCCAGCUUGUAUUUAUCAUCAACAGACCUGAUAGUACUUCCUCAUAUGUCUAUACAUACGAGAAUAUAUCAGAGAUUAUCAUUAAAUCACAGGGAGCAUUUGUAGCCCUAAUUUUCUGCUUUCUCAAUGGCGAGGUCCACACCUACAUCAAAAACACAUGUCAGCGAUUGAAAGACUCCUCGCUCCGUCAACACGAUGCCAAUUAUUCAUUUACAACUCAAUUCACUACAGACAACAUGUCGUCACUUCCUCAAUCCGGAAUGAAACGUAACAAAGCACCUGCCGCAUCCACGAAAAAGAAAAGCAAUAACCAAACUAUCUACCAUUGAGCACCAUUCCUAAUCCUGUUUCGGGUGGCCAUGAAUACAACUAACCCUAUUUGUUUCGAUCUGCUGGUGACUUUCAAAAAUAUAUUC
Octopus sinensis (East Asian common octopus) is the source of this 979-nucleotide messenger RNA. RefSeq names its product calcitonin gene-related peptide type 1 receptor. Lineage: Eukaryota; Metazoa; Mollusca; Cephalopoda; Octopoda; Octopodidae. Gene Ontology annotation, molecular function: G protein-coupled peptide receptor activity. Bases 218 to 892 code for a protein of 224 amino acids. The record is from RefSeq and is a predicted model, not a curated record. The transcript has 8 exons. Gene Ontology annotation, cellular component: plasma membrane. Gene Ontology annotation, biological process: adenylate cyclase-modulating G protein-coupled receptor signaling pathway; cell surface receptor signaling pathway.